Molecule: messenger RNA, 851 nt
Organism: Drosophila bipectinata
Lineage: Eukaryota; Metazoa; Arthropoda; Insecta; Diptera; Drosophilidae
Source: RefSeq, a predicted model, not a curated record
AUUAACUGUUAAUAACUUCCAUUAGACGCCCAGAUUAUUUUCUGGAAGAUACAAGAGCUUGAGGAAAGAAAAUUGGGAAAAAUGCUAAAACGCGAUCUUCAGAGCAUCACCCUGAAGCUCUCCGAUCUCAAGGAGUACGAGGUGGCCCGCCAGAAGCGCAAGAACAAGGCGCAAGGCCCUCGACCCCGGCUCUCCAUGGAUGCCCUGGCCAGCGACGAUAUACCCUCCACUUCGGGCACGGCCACCAGUUCCUGUUCCCGAACCUGCACUGCAACUGGCACUGAAUCAAGUUCUGGAUCAGGUUCUGGCUCUGGAUCGGGAUCUAUUUCUUUGUCCGGUUCUGGUCCACGAUCGGAGACGCCUUCAUCGGCAUCCUACACGAAUUCUACCACGCCCACGGGCAUUACCCAGGAGGAGGUAUUCCGGCCCUCGUCGGCAGUUACGGGCACUACUUCCGGAUCAAUGGACGAUGUCAGUGUGGCCGCUGUUGUGGAUGACACGGACACCAUUGAUGAGCUGAGCGACGACAACUGGCAGGAUCUGAAUGCAGAAACCAAUACGGACACCAAUGAUACCAUCGAGGAGGUGAUCGAGGAGGAGCAGGAGGUGGAGGGUCGCGAGGAAGGGGAGGAGGAGGACGAUGACGAGGAGGAGGACGGAGCCAGGGGAGGCAUCUAAAUCGAAUCCUCAUCCUGGGAUCCAGUCUCUCUUUUUUCAUUACAUUCCAAUUCACUUUAUUCAUUCAAACUUAUUCACAUUCCAAUUAAUUACUUAAACAUAUAUUUAUAUCUUAUUUAUCAACACAUUUUGUAUACGAUACCUUUCAGGUACAUUAAAAUAUUAAUGCAUGC